This is a messenger RNA of Macadamia integrifolia, 1122 nucleotides long. RefSeq lists its product as uncharacterized. The record is from RefSeq and is a predicted model, not a curated record. Gene Ontology annotation, molecular function: nucleic acid binding; 3'-5' exonuclease activity. The coding region runs from base 202 to 996 and encodes 264 amino acids. The transcript has 5 exons. Lineage: Eukaryota; Viridiplantae; Streptophyta; Magnoliopsida; Proteales; Proteaceae. Gene Ontology annotation, cellular component: nucleus; cytoplasm.
CACACUACCAGCAAUCUCUCAAUUCAUAUUUUUUCCCAUGUCGUCUUCGAAUUUUCAAGAAGCUCGAAUCGAUUUUCGGCGACGAUAUCCAAGAUUUUGAGGUCGAACUUGCAGAGCUGAAAUUCGCAUUCAAGGUUAGAUCUGUCUUGAAGCGACAUCACAGAACAGCAAAAAGAUCAAGGCGCAUAUCAUUGUCCAAGGAUGAUGGAACAUGACUGGGGGGAUGAAAUAAACUCCCUUUCGGGGUCUGAAGAGACAGAAGAAGAUCAUUGUCCAAGGAUGAUGGAACAUCACUUGGGGGGUGAAAUAAACUCCCUUUCGGGGUCUGAAGAGACAAAAAAAGAGGAGUCUGGUGGCGAAGAUGGCAAGGAAGAUCGGAGUUCGAAACACCGUGUGAAGUUCUGCGGUUACAAAAUCGACAUAACCGUUACGAACGAUGAACGUGAAGCUGGUAAAUGGGUUACAAAAGUUGAAAGUUACGGCCAAAAGAAGGGGCAUGAAACAUUUAUGGUCGGAUUAGAGGUGAAAUGUCAACUUAACUCUCCGAAAGUCCCAUCUCCAAUAACCAUUCUGCAGCUUUGCGUAGGAAGGCUUUGCCUCCUGAAUCAAAUCUAUCACGAGAAGAAAUCUUCAGAUGGCAUAUUUAGAGCUUUCCUACAAAACCCCAUGUAUACAUUUGUAGGGAUAAGUAACACUGUUGCAAAGAUUCAGCAACAGUAUAACGUCACAGUGCCAGUUACAAAAGACAUAGCUAUGGUGGCAUCGGAGAAGCAGCCUGAAUACUCAAACUUUGGCCUGCAUCAGCUGUGCGACCGUAUAUUGAAAGUGACGAUCAAACCUUCCAGAGAUGCCCAACUCGGAGAUUGGGGAGCGGAAACCUUAUGCGAUGAGCAGAUAUCCGAAGCCGCCAGAGAAGCUUUUGUCUGUCUUCGAAUGCGUUUGGUUGUGCUCGCUAUUGACGAAGAUAAAAAAUGGUUUGCACACCGGAUCAUGUAAUAGCAUUGAAAUGUAAAUUGGUCUCAGAUUGUAAAGGAAUUUGCUGAUUGGCUUUUAGGCCUUUCUAAAGUUGUUUCCGUAUGACGUUGUUCAACAGUACUAUACAAUAAUUCCCUUUUGCAUUCC